This is a messenger RNA of Symbiodinium necroappetens, 2023 nucleotides long. NCBI's taxonomy places the organism in Eukaryota, Dinophyceae, Suessiales, Symbiodiniaceae. The record is from the annotation of a GenBank genome assembly.
GUCGUGCCACGGAUGGUGCCGAGACGCCGGCCCAGCACAGGAGCACCGAGACGACCGAGACCGCCGUGACCGCGAGGAUCGCAGAGAUCGCGAGACACAAGAUGAAGGACACAGACGUCGCCGCGAUGCACACCGGGAUUGGGAAGAGCCAGAAAAGGAUAGAGAAGAGGAACGCCAGCGAGACCGCAGUCGCAACCGAGACCGCGGCACAUGGACGGACUGGGGCCAAGGCCGGACCAGAACAACAGAUCCUGGCAGGAUGCCGACCGGGAAGAUCGCCGACCCAAUCGUCGCUAUGAUGAGCCCGAGCGCCCCCAAGGAGAAUGGGGAAGGCGCACAGAGCAAAGGGAAGCGGCCCACACGGAACGCCGCGCCGAACAACGACCAGCCCGAGAGGACAGAGGCAGGGGCGACCGCAGCCGGCCCCCCACCCAACAGCGGCGGCAGGGCCGCCCAGCAGAUCGUGAAGACCACGGCCCGACGAGACCACAGACCGCCCACGUCCAGGGGAGCGGUGGAGCAUCUCGAAAGCUUUAUCAACAGAGGCAACACGAAGACUCAACACGAUCGCUUUCACAAGCCGGGUUCGAAGACCAAGGGUCUCCCCGCGUAUGGGAACUGGAACCUGAGUUUCUUUGCAUUUUUGCUUGCUGGAGAAACCAUUGGUCCCCAGGAGACCUCGAAGGAGGCUACUUAUGGCGCGGCCAUAGAAGGGUGGAUCUCAAUUUUGUACAGCGAAGAAGAAGAUGACCUCAUCAGGGAAAUCCUGGACGGAGUUCUUCAAGGACUCGAUUUGGUGAUGGCGUUGUUCGAAGAGACGCCGUCACAGUUGCACGAUGCAGUGCAUUGGAAGACAAAUGAGCCGGACUUCGACCGGUGCAUGCGACACUUUUACCCUCGCGAAAUCCCAGAGGAUAUGCAGCCGAAGUCGGCCCCACAGGGGGAGCGAUCCAGGGAGGACGCCCCCGAAUGGGAAGAUCGUCGUGAAGAGCACCAGGCGAGCCGCAAACCGGACCCCGAGGUGGAAUGGACAGAAGAAGAGGAAUGGGAGUCCACCGAGGAAGAGGUGGCCGAAGAAACGGCCCCUGAGACCCCAACCGACUCACGCCUCAAAAUCGAGCAAGAUGAAAAGCUUGAUCUUGCAGCCCUUGGAGUGUAUGAGGAAGGGGUUGAGGCUGUCCCUGAGACACCUCCCCCGGUCCAGCAAAGCCUGCGAUUCACCCCCUAUCACUUUGAGUACCCACCGCGAAGGCUGGAGUACAAGUACGACACCAAGGUUUCAAAGAGGCUGUCGGUCGUGCUCCGACACGACAAGGGCGAAUUCAACUUACACUUUUAUCAAAACGCCACAGCCGAUCUUGAGGCUAUCUUGGAUUUGCCCAUCAUGCAAGAAGUCAGGGCUCGCCAAGAUACCAUCAUAUCCUGCGUCUACUACAACAGCAAGCAGCGUUUUCGUUUGCUUUGGUUGCAUGACCCUACCAGAUCCGGCCCCGUGUCGGUAUUGGGAGCCGUCCAGGGUCACUCCAAAACUGUGGAUUAUGAUGCAGUGCACGAGCGGGUCGACCCCGAGAAGAUCCCCGACCUGAUCCAUGGCACCCACUAUGACUUCUACAAAAAGAUCUUCAAGGAGGGUCUGCUGCCGGGUGCUGGAAACCGAGACUACAGGGAUCAAAUCCACCUCCUUGACGCGGCCAACAUUGGCAGCCGACUGCUGCCACCCAAGUGCGACAUCAUACUGCACAUCGAUCCGGCCCUUGCCACGGGGUGCCGCUUUUACAAAAGUGCAAAUGGUUAUUACCUCACUGGUGAACCCAUUGGUCCCCAGGCCAUCUCGGCCGUGACGAUCAAGGAAACCAGGGAAAGGGUCGACGCCGAGAAAAAAGGCUCCCCUCCUUUGCCGUCUAUAGUUUUGCAGGCCUUGCUGAGAAAUCAGCUUGAGGGCCGCCGUCCGACGGCCACUGCACAGUCUUGGAGUCAUCACACCGCCGAGCAUACAUGGCUUUUUGGCAGCUUGCUGGGUUAG